AUGGAGCAAUUACAGAAACUCGUCCUCAAUCCUCUCCAGCCUGUUAUCCUUCCUAUCACCACGAAUCUUCCGGCGCCCGCCCAGAAUGCUCUCUCGACCCUUUUAGGCGCAACCUGCCAUAGAACCCUUGUCCUCAACCUCGAUGUCCUCACCCACCCAGAAUGCCUCUCGCUAGCCAUCUCGAAAGCGCUCGGAAUCGCGAUCAUCACCGCCGCCUCGGUAGUCAAGAUCCCACAGAUCAUCAAACUCGCGCGCUCGCAGUCCGCUGAAGGACUUUCGUUCCCCAGCUACGUCCUUGAGACCGCAAGUUUCCUGAUCAAUCUAGCGUACAACGUGCGCAGCGGCUUUCCGUUCAGCACGUAUGGCGAGGUGUCGCUGAUUCUUGUGCAAGAUGUCAUUAUCAGCGUGUUGAUCCUGUGGUACUCGGGCAAAGCUACUCAGGCGGGCGCGUUUGUGGCUGCAGUGGGAAGCGCGGUGUAUGCGCUGCUGGGGACCGACAUUGUCAGUCAGAGCCAGAUGACCAGUCUGCAGGCCGGUGGAGGAUUGCUGAGCAUCGCAAGCAAGCUGCCGCAAAUCUACACUGUGUGGCAGCAAGGCGGUACUGGUCAGCUAUCGGCAUUCGCGGUCUUCAACUAUCUAGCUGGGAGUCUGAGCCGAAUCUUCACUACGCUGCAGGAGGUGGACGAUAAGUUGAUUUUGUAUGGCUUCAUUGCGGGCUUCACGCUGAAUGCUGUGUUGGCGGCGCAGAUGGUGUACUACUGGAAUAGUCCUACUACAGCUGGACAUGGCAAGGAGGUUGGAGUCAAGAAGCAGGCUGUCCUUCAAAAGGGGACCGCAGGGAUGGCUACGGAGGAGAAAAUCAAAGGUCUGGGCACUGCAACAGGCUCGUCGCCUGCUCGGCCUACCAGCGGAAGAAGACGUGGUUGA
Molecule: messenger RNA, 927 nt
Organism: Cyphellophora attinorum
Lineage: Eukaryota; Fungi; Ascomycota; Eurotiomycetes; Chaetothyriales; Cyphellophoraceae
Product: Mannose-P-dolichol utilization defect-like protein
Exons: 1
Coding region: 1-927 (308 amino acids)
Source: RefSeq, a predicted model, not a curated record